UUUCCAGGUCUCGCCGAACACGUAACCAGAGCCGAUUCCAAAGGACGGGCAACAGCCAAAUUCGAUCAUGUUUGUUUGUGCCCUCCCCUGCGGACGCGGAGUGAUGUGAAUCGGCAAUGUAGGCAGCAGAACCCGUCGCCUCCGCCAAAUUCGCCUUCGCCGCAGCAGCAGCAGCAGCAGGAGCAGUCGAUGCGCCGGACCAGAACGACACGGUUACAGUUACAGGAAACGUCUGCAGCAGUUCCAUCUCAUCUGAGUUUCAGGCUCUGAUUGUCCAAACGCAAUUCUUGUAUGUUUGUAUCGAGAACUGUGUAUGGACAUCACCGCUUGGGAUCGAUUCCUCCUUUAAACAUCAACAUCAGAUUAAC
Molecule: messenger RNA, 368 nt
Organism: Nicrophorus vespilloides
Lineage: Eukaryota; Metazoa; Arthropoda; Insecta; Coleoptera; Silphidae
Product: potassium/sodium hyperpolarization-activated cyclic nucleotide-gated channel 1-like
Exons: 2
Source: RefSeq, a predicted model, not a curated record